Molecule: messenger RNA, 2331 nt
Organism: Cataglyphis hispanica
Lineage: Eukaryota; Metazoa; Arthropoda; Insecta; Hymenoptera; Formicidae
Gene: Nulp1
Product: transcription factor 25
Exons: 8
Coding region: 296-2107 (603 amino acids)
Cellular component (GO): RQC complex
Molecular function (GO): protein binding
Source: RefSeq, a predicted model, not a curated record
GGGCCUUCAUCAGAUACAGAACUGCGUAUGCAUAUGUUGCGUGAUCGAAGAUCAUCGAAUGUCGAAAGUGUGGAUCGGAUGAAAAUGAGCGAGUGUGUGUACGAGAUUUAGAUAAAUUGCACGUAGAGAUUUUGAGGAGGAAAAAUUCAUUAUUGUGCAAGAACGAGGUUUGCGAAUCGUUACAAGCAUAUCUCGCAUUAAUUAGCGUUCUCGUGAUCGGGGCGGAACAAAUAUUUCAAAGAAUCUGUUACAUACUUUUUUUGACACUACUCUCUACAUUCCCGAAUAAUUCGAAAUGUCUACGCGAUAUAUAAAAAAAAUUUAUGGCGGCGAUGUAAUUCUUGACAAUGAUAACGAUAGUGCGAGUGAUACGGAAAUUUCGAUGACAAGUGGUACCAAGUCCAAGCCUUUCAACGUCUUUGAUGUGUUGAAUCAGAGCUCUGAUAAUGAUGAACAAGAUACCAGUGACAAGCAAGAGGAGGAUUUGGUUACAAAUUGCAAUGUAAAUUGCAAUGAUACGAAGAAUAGGAAAAAGAAGAAAAAGCGUAAGAAAUCGGAGAAUGAAAAAUCCAGGAAUCAACAACAUAAUGUGCAAUGUGAUGAAGAUGAGAUUGAGCGAAGCGUAUGGGAAGUGAACAAAUUACUUGGAGAGCCGUUACCGAGUUGUAGUAAUCAGGUUUUAGAGCCACAAUGGGUUAACAAAAAGUCUAAAGAAGACAUAUUGAUUGUACAACAUAAACACUUGAAUCCAUAUAACGAAUUAAAGAGAAUCUUUGGUAGUAAAACUGUACAAGCUGAACGAAGCAAAAGAAAAAGUAGAGGCCGUCUUGGGCACUUGAAAAAGACAUGGUUAGUUUGCCCACGAGAUACUUGGCCGCCGAUUGGUAAAUCUGGAUUAACAAUGUCCUUGGAUUGCUCUAUAGAGAACACGGGAAAUGUACAGUACUUUGUAUAUGAACACAGCACUUCGUACAAACAGAUACAACUUAGAUUUUUGCAGGCUGUUGAAAGUUUAAAUCCAGAGAACAUAAUUAGCAUAAUAAACAUACAUUCUUAUCAUGUAGAUGCUCUCCUGCAGAUAGCUGAAUUGUGUAAAUUAAGCGAGGAUUUACCAAUGGCAGCGGAAUUUAUAGAACGGGCUCUAUAUUGCUUAGAAUGCGCGUUUCAUCCAUCUUUUAAUAUAACAACUGCACAGUGUAGAUUAGAUUACAGGAAACAACAGAAUCGUGCACUUUUUAUAACACUUUUCAAACAUCUUGCAUUUGUUGGUGGAAGAGCUUGUUACAGAACAAGCUUGGAAUUUUGUAAAUUACUUUUAUCUUUGGAUCCUGAAGGUGAUCCGCUCGCUAUAGUCUUGACCAUUGAUUUCUAUGCCUUAAGAGCUAAGGAAUAUGAAUGGUUCGUAGAAUUUUGUAAUCUGUGGGAAAGUUCCAGAAAUCUAACUCAAUUACCAAACAUAGCGUAUAACCUGGCAUUGGCUCACUUUCGUUUGGGAAAUAAAGAUGAUGCUGAUAUGCUCCUGCAAAAUGCUCUUAUCAUGUUUCCAGGUGUCUUGAUACCCUUACUUGAGAAGUGUAGUAUACAAACAGAUGCCAAGGUAAUGCAUCAUGAUUUUUUUAACUCUAAAGCUCAAGCUAGUACAUCACCAGCUUUAGAGAAGCUACAGAAUUUAUAUAUAGUGCGUAGCUUCCAUCUCUGGAAGGAGACAGAUACAUUACCAUGGUUAGAGGAAUGUGUGCAUGCUGUGCUAAAUCGAAUUGAGUCUAAAGAUGAUUAUGUCAAAUAUUGUCAAGUAAAGCGUAGCAAACGCUAUCAAGGAAGGUUACCAAAGAACAUUUUAAGACACAUUAUAUUAGCAGAUAUGAAAGAGGUCAUAGUAAAUGUCCAAGAGAUACAGAAUGAGGGUCCAGUAUUGUCACACGAUCCAUUACCACCAAUAGACAGCAUUGAUAUUUAUAAGAGACCUACAGCAAAUGACAGAAUGGUUCAAAAUAGUUCAAAUUUUCUUUCUCUCUUUUUUUCUUCGUUAUUCACAGACAUCGAUGGCGCGGCUGCUGCUUUAAAUGGUUUAAAUAUAUUUGAGGAGAAUGAUGACCAUGUACAAUAACUUUUCCUUUUAUAUGCAUCAACUUCAUAAUGGUAAGAAAACUAUAUAAAAUGUGCAAUUUUAAAUAAUAUAUACAAGAGAGAAUCAAAUAAUUAAUAACAUAUGAUAGCUCAAUAAAAAUAUAAUUUCAGAAUUAUUUAAUUUUUGAUGUAUAAAGAAAAAUUUGCAAUCUUAAUUUUUUAAAUAUUUUUAAAAUAUUAUUUAAAAAUUUUUAAAUAAAUUUU